GGGAGGGAGGGAAAAUGGUGAAGGGAGGAUAAAAGGCUUUGGAAGGCAGCUUACAGUCCUUUCUGUCAGGGAAGUUUUUUCAGUCUUCUGUCUCAGUAACRACUCUGCCUGUUGUUUUCUCCUUCRUAUUAUGCCCUCACCUAUUCCUCUCAAUUGUUUCCUUUCUUUUGAGUAUUCCCCCUCUGCGAAUUUGCGCCCCUGCAGCAGCCCUUUAGUUAUCCCUGGCAAAGACAGCAAAAGCUUUUUGGGGGGAGCUCCUUCAGCCCGGACUCGUCGCUUGCCUCCACGCCUGUCCUGGUGCUCCAUUGACUGGGAGCAGCUCUGCCUCCUGCAGCCCUUAGGAUCCGGGGGCUUUGGCUCUGUCUACAAAGCCACCUACCAUGGCACAACCGUGGCUGUGAAGCAGGUGAACAAGAGCAGCAAGAACCGGCUGGCAUCGCGGCAGAGCUUCUGGGCUGAGCUGAACGUGGCCCAGCUCCAGCACGAGAAUGUGGUGCGUGUGGUGGCUGCCAGCACGUGUGCCCCCGCCAGCGACAACAGCCUGGGCACCAUCAUCAUGGAGUACGUGGGGAACAUCACCCUGCACCACGUCAUUUAUGGCACUGGGGGUGUGUGGAGACACGGGGAGGAUGAUGAAGAAGGAGGUGGAAGGAAGGCGCUGAGCAUGGAAGAGACCGUGUGCUAUUCUUGUGACAUCAUGACGGGCUUAGCCUUUCUGCACUCACAGGACAUUGUGCACUUGGACCUGAAGCCUGCAAAUGUUUUCAUCACUGAGCAGGGAGCGUGCAAGAUCGGAGACUUUGGCUGCUCCCAAAAGCUGGAGAAGGGCUUGUCCCAGAGCCUCCACGUUUGCCAGCAAGGGGGCACGUACACACACCGYGCCCCUGAGCUCCUCAAGGGGGAGAAGGUGACUGCCAAAGCAGACAUCUACUCGUUUGCCAUCACGCUGUGGCAGAUCGUGAUGCGGGAGCAGCCCUAUCUGGGCGAGCGGCAGUACGUGCUCUAUGCUGUGGUCGCCUACAACCUGCGCCCCUCGCUGGCUGCCGAGGUGUUCCACGAGUCGCCGGUGGGACAGACGCUGCACAGCAUCAUCAGCUGCUGCUGGAAGGCCAAUGCAGAGGAGCGCCUGAGUGCAGACCAGCUGCUUCCCAGCCUCAGAGCCCUCAAGCAGAGCCUCUAGGAAAACUCAGGACUCUUUAUGUUUCUUUUGUCAACUUUUCUCUCCCUCCCCCCCUCCCUCUGAACGUAAUUAAUUUAGCCCCUGUGUGAUUUAAAGGCUUUGAUGCUGUUUUUUAUACUUUAAAAAAACUUCAACUCAAAGUGUUUUGAUAUAAGAAGAUUAAAAAUAAAGAGAUGUAAUGAAACUGYGGGGUUUUACCC
This is a messenger RNA of Malurus melanocephalus (red-backed fairy wren), 1380 nucleotides long. It is a transcript of the gene MOS, whose product is annotated as MOS proto-oncogene, serine/threonine kinase. The transcript has a single exon. Gene Ontology annotation, molecular function: protein kinase activity; ATP binding. The record is from RefSeq and is a predicted model, not a curated record. Gene Ontology annotation, biological process: protein phosphorylation. NCBI's taxonomy places the organism in Eukaryota, Metazoa, Chordata, Aves, Passeriformes, Maluridae. The coding region runs from base 131 to 1180 and encodes 349 amino acids.